Molecule: messenger RNA, 1566 nt
Organism: Ostrinia furnacalis (Asian corn borer)
Lineage: Eukaryota; Metazoa; Arthropoda; Insecta; Lepidoptera; Crambidae
Exons: 5
Coding region: 134-1039 (301 amino acids)
Source: RefSeq, a predicted model, not a curated record
UGUGCAACAAAACAACCAAUUUUCGUUUCCACAAAAAUUAAGUCAUGUAAUAAAGCAAAAUUUCCCAUAAACCAAACCAAAAAAAUACUUGAAAUAUCUAUGAAACAUGUAUCUUACGUAAAAGGGAUCCAAGAUGAAUCAUUUUAAGAAUUUGGCAAUAGGGGUAGCGAGAUCUAGCCAGAGCUUGAAGAAGUUUUCAGCACCUAUCAAAAGUUUUGAUCCGAGGCUUUAUAAUCGCUUUAUCUGCCAACCAAUGACCACAGUGCCUAUCAGAAGUUAUAGUAGAAAACCUUCAACUUGUGAUGUCUGCUUGUAUCCACCAGAUAAAAGACCAUGCUUCGAUAUCAGAAGCGUCACUGUGGAACGCGGUAACGCCUGCCACGCGCGUAUGAUCCGGUCGUUCCUCUACACGCACUUCUGGCCACGGGAGCCCAGCGUGGCUGCUCUGUGGAUGUCUUUGGACUGUCCCUACCUGGACAUCCUCACCGACAAGUAUUCUAACUCUGGUGAUCGUCUCCUUGCUUUUGAGCACGUGGCCCGGACUGGUGAGCGUCGGCUAGUUGGCGUCAGCGUGGCCAACAAGAUCAACCCGUGGGUGGCAGAUGAGCUCGAAGACUGGGCUCAUUUCACGUACUCGCAGCCUGAACGGAACAGAAUGUACUUCUGCGCCCACUGCUAUCGAAGCCCUAACUUCUUCGACAAGUAUGACGUGCCGUACCUCUAUGACGUGGAAGUACUAGCAACAGCCGCUGAAGUCACUGGGCAGGGCGUGGGUACUAUGAUUCUGAAAACAUUGCUUGAACACGCGCAAGAGUUGCGACAUCCACUUGUAACUGUCAUCGCUACCAGUCAAUACACGUCAAAGAUCUGCGAGCGAUGCGGCAUGAAGCGUGAGUGGACCAUGGACUAUUCGGACUUCGUGGACGACAAGGGGCAGCGCGUGUUCUUUCCGCGGCGGCCGCAUCAUACCGUCGCCAUCUACACCAAGCACCACGACCCCAAGGUGCCUCCGCCGGUGCCUUGCAAGCCGCCGUAUUGAACACCGUAAGCUUCGUUUCAUUCAAUUCUAUGGCCUAGGCAAAAGGUACAAAAACAAUGACUUGUAAAGAGUUACCCACUUAUUUUUUAGUGGGAGUGCAUCGAGUACAUCAGCAAUGCCAAUAGAGAAUGCACCAUACUGCCGAGUUCAAAUCGAUAUGAUCGCAUACAUUAACUUUCUGAAGCUAAGUUGCAUCUGUCACAAAAAUAUACCUGUGUUGAAAAACAAAAUUUGAGCCAAACAGAAUCGCUCUCUUGAUAAAUGAAGACCAUUUACACUACUUUCAACUGCAUGUAAAGCUGAAGAAGAGACUAAAUUAAAAUAUGAUUCAAAAAUUUUUUGAUCUUUCAAUUUCUAAAAAGGGGCGUAAGUUUGAAGCAUUAGAAUUUCGAUUCACAUUCGAAUGCACAGAAAUUACGAUUUUUGAGAUUUCGUAUGCUGAUCAAAAUUAAAAUGAUUCAAAAAUACGUAACAAAAUGGGGACAGCUUUCAUGAUUACAAAGAACAGAACCAUACAGGAAUGUAAG